Molecule: messenger RNA, 2605 nt
Organism: Arabidopsis arenosa
Lineage: Eukaryota; Viridiplantae; Streptophyta; Magnoliopsida; Brassicales; Brassicaceae
Source: the annotation of a GenBank genome assembly
ACUUUGGUCUCCGCCAUGGCUACACAGAGUCUACUUUCCUCUUUCGUCACUUGACUAUGACUGACCUACCAUAGUUAGUUAGAUAGAGAGAGAUACGAAGACAAAGAAGAUAUUUUCUCAGCUGGGUUUCCCUUAAAUCCUUCUGGGUUUCACGAAACUGCAAGCAAAAUUGUCCCUUUUUACGAUUUGCGGCGGCGUUAGGGUUUCGUUUGGAUUUUGUGAUUCGUGAGUGUUAAAGCUUUUAGGGGAAGCAAAAAUGGUUAGGAAACAUGGUUGGCAACUUCCUGCUCACAAAUUUCAGGUGGUUGCGAUUACGGUGUUUUGCUUAUUGAGUGUUGCAUACUAUGCGUUUUUUGCUCCUUUUGUUGGAGGACGUAUCUGGGAGUAUAUUCUUCUCGGUGUUUACUCUCCUGUGGCUCUGAUUGUUUUCGUUCUUUAUGUUCGGUGUACUGCAAUCAAUCCUGCGGAUCCAGGAAUCAUGUCGAAAUUCGAUAGAGGUGCGAACAGAGGUGAUGAUUUACCUGCUGCCAAAGAUAUCUCGAGAAAAUUUGAUGAAACUGGCAGCCAGAUGCAGUCUUCGCCUUCGGUUGCUUCGAGGACUUCUACUUUACCUGCAAACUCUAGCGUGAAGGGUACUGUAGGAGAUGCUCAAAGAGUGGAAGAUGCUAAAAAAAAUUCUUGCUUUAAUCCUUUGGCGAUAUGCUGUGGCGUGUUUGUUUAUGAAGAUUGUCGUAGCAAAGAUGAGACGGAUGAACAGCAGGGGGAUAGGGAAGAAGCUCUGUUUUGCACAUUGUGCAAUGCUGAGGUCCGUAAGUUUAGCAAGCAUUGUCGAAGUUGCGACAAAUGUGUAGAUUGUUUCGAUCAUCAUUGCCGGUGGCUUAACAAUUGCGUCGGUCGCAAGAAUUAUAUGACUUUUAUAUCCCUGAUGGCUGUCAGUCUUCUCUGGCUCCUUAUUGAAGCUGGAGUUGGGAUUGCAGUUAUAGUGCGUGUGUUUGUUAAUAAAAAGGACAUGGAAACCGAAAUCGUCAAUAGACUUGGAAAUGGAUUUUCUCGGGCACCUUUUGCCACUGUUGUUGGUCUCUGUACUGCUGUUUCCAUGCUGGCAUUGUUUCCAUUGGGUGAACUUUUCUUUUUCCACAUGCUCCUCAUUAAAAAGGGUAUUACAACUUACGAGUAUGUUGUGGCAAUGAGAGCAAUGAGCGAGGCACCAGCUGGAGCUUCGAUUGAUGAGGAACUUCCUAACGUGCUGUAUUCUCCCUCUGGAUCUGCCACGACCGGCUUUAGUGGUGGAAGCUCCCUCGGUUUACCUUACAAGGGAGCCUGGUGCACUCCUCCUAGAGUGUUCGUUGAUUAUCAGGAUGAAGUGAUUCCUCAUUUGGACCCCAGAAUGGUUCCAUCAACCGUAGAUCCAGAUGCAGCUGAAACAGCAGAGAGGGGCAACAAGAUUCCAAAGAGACCUGUCAAAAUUAGUGCUUGGAAACUCGCAAAAUUGAAUUCAAAUGAAGCUACAAGGGCAGCAGCCAGAGCCAGAGCAUCCUCAUCUGUCUUAAGACCAAUAGAAAACCGUCAUUUACAUGAUGAUGAGCUUAGUUCCAGAAGUGGCACCAUCAGUGUAGUCAGCAGUGUAAGCACAGAAGCAAAUGGGGCUGUGUUGAGUAAAGAAAUAAGAAACAAUGAUCCAAGGUUGUCUCAUUCUAGAAACUCUUUUGCUCCAAGCCAAGGUAGUCGGGACGAGUACGACACGGGGACCCAUAGUGUGAGCAGUUUCAGCAGUCCAAGUCAUGUUCAUGAGACCGUCACACUUAGUCCUCUACCCCAGUAUCAUACAGCUGGCCACCGCUUCACUGCAGUGGCCGCGUCAAAUUCUUCCCGGCCACCUCUUAAUCCAGCAACUAAUCACAUGAUCCACUCAACCUUUGAUGAAAAGAUAAUGCAGAAAGGAAACCACGCUGAUCCACUGCUUCUCCCUGCUCCUGCAGCUUCUCUUCUGAGAGAUGUGAGAAGAACAUCAGUUGUUUGGGACCAAGAGGCAGGUAGAUAUAUAUCAGUUCCUGCAACAACAUCUGAGCCAAGAACUAGAUUAUCCUCACAGAACCAGCCAAUUCCUAGCUCACACAUGGGUAACACUCAGAAUCCAAGACCCGUUGUUCAUCCGCCUCAAGAUUCAUCGUCUGGAAAGGCUCCACCUCCGCAGCAGCAAGGAGAGAGACUGAUGUAUACAGGUGACUCAAUAUUCUUUGGAGGGCCCCUGGUAAAUAUCCCGAAUAGAGAUAGCCUAAGACACGAUGGAGACUCGGGAAGAGAGGGACAAGACAGAAUGACAUUGACAUUGCCUCGGGAAGCUAGAUUCAAAAGAGACACAACCUCAAACCAGCUUCCAGUGUUUGCUCCUGUAGGUACCCGCAAGUAAACCAUCACUCUUUCAAGGCUUAUAUCUCGCCGAUCUUAGACUGAACAAGGACAGGUAGCUUCUUGAGGGUCAGAGUUGGCUCAACUGUUGCAGGAAAGUCUCAAGGAUUGAUACGAUUGUGUGAAUCUCUUGGAUUUGUGAUCGAGAGAUUUACGGAUGAGUUGAUGAGGUAGAAAAUAGAAUCCUUUGUGAUAA